UCGGUCUCUAUUCGUAUCGUAGUACGUCCGUGUGCGCUCGCGAGAUUUUGGUCAGAUUUUAAUCAUGGCAUUGAACAAUAAUGUCGGGAACCACGUUAUUACAAACGGAGAAGCGUUGCACGACGUACAUGACAAUGAAGAACUUGAUGACGAUUCGCUUGAGACGUUUCUCUUCAGUUCGGAAUCCGUCGGCGAGGGACAUACCGAUAAAAUGUGCGAUCAGAUAAGCGAUGCCAUACUUGAUGCCCAUCUGAGACAAGACCCCAAUGCCAAAGUAGCAUGUGAAACGGCAACUAAAACUGGGAUGAUCAUGGUGUUUGGAGAAAUCACAUCUGAUGCAGUGGUCGACUACCAGCGUGUUGUGAGGGAAACCGUAAAGAAAAUAGGUUAUGACUGCAGCACCAAAGGUUUUGAUUACAGAACAUGCAAUGUGUUGGUAGCUAUUGAGCAACAAAGUCCUGAAAUAGCAGCUGGUGUUCAUCAGCUGAGAAAGGAAGAAGACAUUGGGGCUGGAGAUCAGGGUCUUAUGUUUGGCUAUGCCACAGAUGAGACAGAAGAGUGCAUGCCACUGACUGUGGUGCUUGCACACAAGUUGAACAAGCGGCUGGCGGAGCUUCGCCGAGAUGGCACCUUUCCUUGGGCGGGACCCGACUCCAAGACACAAGUGACAUGCGAGUACUAUUUCGACCAUGGCAGGGCAGUGCCCAUUAGAGUGCACACAGUCGUGGUGUCGACGCAGCAUUCGGAGGACAUUCCGCUGGAUGAACUUCGUAAACAAGUGAUGGAGCAUGUCGUCAAGGAUGUGAUCCCAGCAAAAUAUUUGGAUCGUCGCACAGUUUAUCACAUCAACCCCUGUGGAAAGUUUGUGCAGGCUGGUCCCAUGGGAGAUGCUGGUCUAACAGGUCGUAAAAUCAUUGUGGACACUUACGGAGGCUGGGGUGCCCAUGGUGGAGGUGCUUUCUCUGGCAAAGAUCCCACAAAAGUGGACCGAUCUGCUGCCUAUGCUGCUCGUUGGGUGGCUAAAUCUCUCGUCAGAGGUGGCAUUUGUAAGCGAUGCUUGGUGCAGGUUUCGUAUGCUAUAGGCAUUGCUGAACCACUUUCAAUCACUGUGCUACCUUAUGGUACCUCCAAGUACUCUCAGAAGGAACUGUUGGAGAUAGUGAACAAGAAUUUUGACUUGCGGCCUGGUAUUAUUAUUAGGGACCUGCAGCUGAAGAACCCCAUCUACCAGAGCACCAGUGCAUAUGGACAUUUUGGUCGCAAAGAAUUCCCAUGGGAGAUUCCCAAGAAACUGGUUUUUUAACACGCGCUAUGCCCAGCAAAGUUUUGUGCAUACUAUCGGGUGGGCACUGUUGUGUGCCAUGUGUCUAGGUUUUGCAUUCAUUUCAUUUUGUUAAACAAAAGAAGGUAAUCGUCUUGGAUAAUUAAUUCCCCUGCCAUUUCUUUUUUCGCCCACAUGUCGUUAAUAGCUGGCAGAUAAUUGUGUGCAAGUGUGUGUGUGUGUGCGGACUGCACAAGAACCAUCGUCGUCUCUGUGUUCCAGAAGGGUUAGGGUUGUGAUUUCUACCAUUUGCUCGAGCCUGUCGUGAAGCAGAAACAAAUUGGAUGAAGCAUGUUGUUAAACUGUUUUAUGCUUUUCAAUUUCUUUAAUAAGGUUUCUGCAAUAUCCUACGAAUAUAAUAUAGGGGUCAAUUCUUCGUAGACUGUUUUGUGGACGUCUUUUGUUUUUAGCUUGUUUUUUAUUGUCUCCUUUAUAUUGUUGCACACUGGCUUUUGUUAUAUCUUCCAAUGUAUUGGAGCUGUGUUCUUCACAGCAAUAUAAUCGUGUACGUUGUAGUGCUGUUGUCUGCCAGGCACUAUUAAUGCUUUAUGAGCGAUUGUUGACAUGGGCAUUUUAUUAUAGCACUGCAAGAAAGUCAAUACACCUGCAUUUAUUUCGGAUAUAUCGUGGCAGAUUCUGAACUCCUUUUAUUCGUCACUUCAUUGUUCUUCAUUUGGCAGAGAUUUUGUUACUGUCAAGUAAUAAAUUCUGCUGCUAAAUAAAGGUCAUUUUGGCCUCUCA
Messenger RNA from Dermacentor silvarum, 2062 nucleotides. Its product is annotated as S-adenosylmethionine synthase-like. The coding region runs from base 65 to 1303 and encodes 412 amino acids. NCBI's taxonomy places the organism in Eukaryota, Metazoa, Arthropoda, Arachnida, Ixodida, Ixodidae. The record is from RefSeq and is a predicted model, not a curated record. Gene Ontology annotation, molecular function: methionine adenosyltransferase activity; ATP binding. The transcript has 9 exons. Gene Ontology annotation, biological process: S-adenosylmethionine biosynthetic process. Gene Ontology annotation, cellular component: cytosol.